Molecule: messenger RNA, 4957 nt
Organism: Pogona vitticeps (central bearded dragon)
Lineage: Eukaryota; Metazoa; Chordata; Lepidosauria; Squamata; Agamidae
Gene: SRPK1
Product: SRSF protein kinase 1
Biological process (GO): regulation of mRNA processing; spliceosomal complex assembly; intracellular signal transduction
Cellular component (GO): nucleus; cytoplasm
Molecular function (GO): ATP binding; protein serine/threonine kinase activity
Source: RefSeq, a predicted model, not a curated record
UUACUAAAUCCGGCGAAGCCAGGAAGGAGAAAGGACAGGGGCUGAAGCAGGAGGCGCAUGCGCUCCGCCCAUGGGACAAGGGGAGGCAGGAGAGGCGCCCGACACGCGGCUCCCGGCUCUCAUGCAGAGCAGGGGGCGGUGCCGCAAACGCUCGGAAGAGCUGGAGGGCGGGGCUUCUUUCAGUAGUCCCAGUUCGGAAGGAAGUGACAGCCCGGCCGUGGAGGAGAUUUGGUGGCGCGCGCAGCGGCGCGCGAAGAUACCGGCCGUACGCACGCGCCGACCGGCUCGCCCGCAUCAGGCGCAGGCGCAGGGCAGGUCCUUAGAGCGCACGCGUGGGGGGUCGGGGGGGCUGCCGUCUCUGGCCGCCAUGGAGCGGAAAGUGCUAGCCUUGCAAGCCCGGAAAAAAAGGACCAAAGCCAAGAAGGAAAAGGCCCAGAGAAAGCCUGAAACUCAACAUCGAGGCCCUGCUGCCCUUUCAGAGAAUGAACACCCUGAACAAGAAGAGGAAAUCUUGGGAUCAGAUGAUGAUGAGCAAGAAGAUCCCAAUGAUUACUGCAAAGGUGGCUAUCAUCUUGUAAAAAUAGGGGAUCUGUUCAAUGGAAGAUACCAUGUCAUCCGGAAGCUAGGAUGGGGACACUUUUCUACUGUGUGGUUAUCUUGGGACAUCCAGGGAAAGAGGUUUGUAGCAAUGAAAGUUGUAAAGAGUGCUGAACAUUACACAGAAACCGCACUGGAUGAAAUCAAACUGCUGAAAUCUGUCCGUAACACUGACCCAAAUGACCCAAAUAGAGAGAGGGUGGUUCAGCUCUUAGAUGACUUCAAAAUUUCAGGAGUGAAUGGUUCCCAUAUUUGUAUGGUAUUUGAAGUUUUAGGGCACCAUCUUCUUAAAUGGAUCAUCAAAUCAAAUUAUCAGGGGCUUCCACUAGUCUGUGUAAAAAAAAUCAUCCACCAGGUUUUGCAAGGACUGGAUUAUUUGCAUGCCAAGUGUCGAAUUAUUCAUACUGAUAUUAAACCAGAAAACAUUCUGCUGUGUGUUAAUGACCAGUAUGUCCGCAGACUUGCUGCGGAAGCAACAGAGUGGCAAAGAUCUGGAGCACCCCCUCCUUCUGGCUCUGCAGUGAGUACUGCACCACAACCCAAACCAGCUGACAAAAUGUCAAAAAAUAAGAAAAAGAAAUUGAAAAAGAAACAGAAACGGCAAGCAGAAUUGCUGGAGAAACGAAUACAGGAAAUUGAGGAGAUGGAGAAGGAAGGAAGCCCUCUAGAAGUACAGCCUGAAGAGCACCAAGAGGUUCCAAGACCACUUGAGCUCCUUUUAAAAGAAAGCCCCCCAGAUGAAGGAGUACCAGCAAAGACAGAAGAUGUUUCUCUUGUAUCAGAGCAAACAAUCUUAAUGGAAGGAGUUGAAAAGUGCAUAACAGAAAUCAAUUGUAACGGAAUGGUGCAAGUGGCUUCCUUUUCUGACUCUAUCAAUGAAGUGUCAGUGAGACUGGAGGAAGACCUUCAUAAUGCCAACGAUUGCAGUGGUCCUUGUCUGGAGCAGGAAGAGGGUGAGAGCUGUGGUUAUAGUCAAAGUACUGGUGGUUCAGAGAACAGGAUAGAGGAAGCUGGAUCAGACUCUAGUGCACCCUUAAUUACAGAGGCUGUGGAUUCAAUGGUAUGCCAGGGGACUUCAAGUGAUGAACAGUAUCUCAGUGAACAGCAGAUCAACAAUUUGCAAGAGAGCAUCAGGGCAGAAAUACCUUCAGAAGAUGAGAACGAGAACAAUGGGGCCUCUGAGAACAAUAAAGGGAAAUCUGCUGCUGGAAACUUCCUCCUUAAUCCUCUUGAUCCUGCGAAUGCAGAUAAGCUCAAAGUGAAGAUAGCUGAUCUGGGAAAUGCGUGUUGGGUGCAUAAACACUUCACUGAGGACAUUCAGACAAGGCAAUAUCGAUCUUUGGAAGUACUGAUUGGAGCAGGGUACAGCACCCCUGCCGAUAUUUGGAGCACAGCCUGCAUGGCUUUUGAGCUGGCUACAGGUGACUACCUGUUUGAGCCUCAUUCUGGUGAAGACUACUCACGGGACGAAGACCACAUUGCUUUGAUCAUAGAACUUCUAGGGAAAAUACCUCGCAAACUCAUUGUGGCUGGAAAAUACUCCAAGGAGUUUUUCACCAAAAAAGGUGAUUUAAAGCACAUCACCAAACUGAAGCCAUGGGGCCUUUUUGAAGUUUUGGUGGAGAAAUAUGAGUGGUCCCAAGAUGAGGCAGCUGCAUUCACAGACUUCUUGUUACCUAUGCUGGAGCUGAACCCUGAGAAGAGAGCCACAGCAGCACAGUGUCUCAGGCAUCCCUGGCUGAAUUCUUAGAUGUUCCAAGUGUGACACCAUACCCCUAUCAUUGGGUUUACAGCAUAAUACAUAUAUACAUACCCAGAUGUCCCAACUGUCCCCUUUCCCUUCUUCCACAUCAGUUUUUUCCUUGUCGAUUUCAGAGCGAAGCUCCUCUCUGAGAGCUUUUGAGAUUUUAGAUAAAUCUAACUGUUCAUGUCAGUUUGUGUACUCGACUCAGUAGGGACUGUUGUCAGCCAGUGGGCAUCCAAUAUGUUUUGCUGUGAUUGGAGUUUGCCAAAGAGUUUUCACACGGAUGUGAAAUUGCCCCCAACUCUCUUCCUUACUCAAGUUCCUUGCCCUGAAAGUGUGGGAAAAUCUUCAUUGAUAUAUGCUCCUUUAACUAUAUUGCAGUCAUCCCAAGGGGGAUGUGAAGAGCUGUGAAUCCCUCCUUAGCUCACUGACUCCGGGAGUCAUUUUCUUAGUGCACAUCCAGAUGCUGACAGUAAGAGGAGAAAUGGCAGAUGGCACCAAGGUGGUAGCUCCAUGAGGAGCACUGAACUCUACUCAGACUCAUUCCUUAGGUGUCUACUCUGCUGAUUGGGUAACUUUCUUUGUCUUAUUAUUAUUUUUCAGACGUACUUUUCUCUAGUUUUAGCCAUUGAAUAUUUUGAAACAAUAUGUAUAAAAUAUAUAUAUAUAUAUUAGCAGGAUUUUUGUUCCCUCAUUGUUCAGGUGAGUUUCUGAGUCCAGUGAAACAAAUUGUUUUCCAAAUCUGGAGUGGGUGAACUUCAGUCCAUUUCACAAUGGUGAUAAAAGCAGUGGGAAAUGGUGAAGGGAUCAUUGUCUACAAUUGGUGUGAGGAACAGAAAAUCCUCCAGAUGCUGGAUUGCAGCUCUCACAAUCCAUUAUCGUUUGCCUAACCCAGGGCUGAUGAAAGUUGCAGUCUUACAAUCUCUGAAGGACCAGAUGUUCCCCACCCAUGCUGUACAGUAUGGAUCUAUGCAUUUUUUUGACUGCAGAGGGUAGUCAGACUGCCCAAGCUCUAGGCUUAGGCAAAAAGUGGCCUACCUGCUAUGUUUUUGUAGUCCAGUAGGUGUUUGACAUCCGCACAGGUUUCUGCAGUUUACAAAAGCAGGACGAUUAUCAAGCAAGUGGCCGGCCGCUUGCUGUGUGGGUUAGCCUUAUGCCAUCAGUACCAUUAUGCUGGCUUUCUAUAAAAUUAUAAUUUUACUAGAAAGCUGUUAUUUUUCAGGAAAAAAGAUAGGAUAUAUCCUUAUUCUUUCAAGAGAUCAAGAAAGAUCGUAUUGAUGGCUAUCUUUCUCACCAUGCUGUUUGCCCAGACAUCGAUCUGCCAUAUUUCCAAGUGCUAAAGGAUAUGUAAAGGAGUUACCUUGUCCAAAGUUCCAGACUCCAGAAAUGGCCUUCUGAAUAAAAUUUCUACUCUUUUCUUAUGCAUUGACAUAGGACAAAUAUUAUAGGGGAAGCAUUGUUGGUUUUUUUUCCUACUAUGGAUAAAAGUCUCAAGUUCUGUUUUCCCCUCCAUAGAAGAUACCUACCAUUACAAACAUGGUUGUUCAGCAGAAUACAACAUCAGUUUUUCAACUCCUAGAAGCAAGAGUGAGUUGUGAUUGACUUUUACAGACUUCCUUACUUUAAUAGAGAAGAGGGUAGCAUUUGCUUGUUUUUAAAAGGGUGUCUCCAAGGCUUCACUUUUAUUAAAAGAUCCCUUGCAUUCUGAUAUAAUGUUAGGUUUGGAUAAGUUGGGGCUUCCAGCAUCCUUCCUGGAACAUGGACCAAACAGGGCUUUGAGGUUGCAGAAUUCUACAUGGGUGGAAAACUCAGAGUUCUAGCCACUGUUGGACUAUACUGUGCAAAAGUUGCCAACAGUGAGACACCCUUCUCAAUUGUUUUCUCUGUGUGGGAGAUCCCACUUUAUAGUAAUUUUAACAUCCACACAUCCCCCAUCCUUUAAAAAACAUACACACAGAGACAUACACGGCCAGAUGCAAUUUUUUUUUAUUCCUCUAAAAAUUAACAUAAACUUGGUAUCCCUUUUGCUUUAUAACAUAGCCAUGCUAUCAUAUGAUGGCAGACUGAUGUUCAACAAAAUCUGUGCUGUCUGACCAUUCAGAAGAUCAUAAGGUUCCCUAUGCACAAUUAAAAUGGGAGUUCCCAUUUUGUAAUUAUAUUUCUGUUAUCUAGAAUGUCUUCCCUACAUCCCAAUAGCACUUCUCUAUCUGUUUUGAAGAAGAUUUAAGAUUCAACUUGAUUCUAUGCUACUUUCUCUUACAUACUGUGAAGACUUGCUGGCAAGGAGAAUUGAAUUUCUGGUGUCAUGCAACCUAGUUGACUUCAACUUCCUUGCUACCUAAAUGGUGGAAAAUACCCACAGGUGGGUGGGGGCAGCAUCUCUUGUUUCUAGUAUAGGUUCCCCUCCAUAGAAGAUACCUACCAUAAUCUCUUUUGCACUAAAAGAGAAGUUUGGUGUAAUAAAAGUGAUAGGCAAAUCAGAUAAGCUAUCUGUUUUGUGGUUCGCAUCAGUUUCACUCAAUUUCCAAAUUGCCAUGAAGUUCUCACUGAUCAAUUUGUAUUUGUUUUGUUGGCCUAAAAUCUGAAGGAAAAAGAAAUACAUUUUUAUUCUUCCUA